CAAGAAUCUGUGAUCAGUGCCAGGAACAGGCUAGUGGGAAGGGAGCUGGUGCAGGCCAACUGCAGCAGAGGCGAUUUGGCGGCGCAGGCAAAGCAGCAAAGGGUGUCUCCCUCUUCUGCCCUUCCGGUUCAGAGCGGUGGACCCACAGCAUUCGCCUCAAUAGACGUCACCACCAAGUGUAGCGACUGAGUUUGCAUCUGCGUUGGUUUGGUCGUGGAACCAGCCAGUCAAAUGUUUGAUCAGCACUUUAAUGACCAGAUGUCAACGAAUGUGCAGCAUAAUGCUGGGUAGCACGGAAUGCAUGCAAGCCUGAGCUUCUCCAAAGGGUGUAUUAUCCAGCCUUCUGUCAGUGCAGAGCUAAGGGACAGAUUCUGAGCGUUGUCGCUUGUGUGCCACUGAUCGGUUGAGCGUCAAGCAUGAAGUUGAUAUUGCACUAUAGCAAGGAUUGACCCUUCACUAGCAUCAGAUUGCUCCCAGGUCUUCCCUAGCACAAGAGGGGCUUUCUGAUGGCGGCACAGACGGUGCUUGGCGGAAGCCAAGCACUCCCUUUUGGAAUUUCAAAUGCGGGGGGCGAAUCAGGACGACCAUCUACAAGCAUCUCAGCCAAUGCUCUUGGCCGGCAGCCUUUCAUACAGGAUUUGCAAGCUAGCCGUUCUUUUCAAUCUUUCAAAAGAGCCAGAAGUGCACGGAUACACGGGCUUGGGAGCUCUCCGCUGAGGCAGAACAAAAAGCACAAGCAUUGUACAAUACGAGCACAGGUCACAGACACGAACAGCCCCGCAAGCUCUAACCCGACCGCCGUCACCUUCCAAGCAAAACUGGAUGCCCCCUCCGGAACUCUCAGCAACUUCACAUCAGUCUUGCAAGAGCUGCCGGUGAAGAAGAUUGCAAUCUGGGCCAUCGUAAUUGGGGCAUCAUACCAGAUGCGCGCGUUCCUUGGGGUUUCCAUGGGAACAUUCAUCCUUGCAUUUAUUGGCAACGCUCUGGUGGCUGAAGUGGAGAAGGUCCUGCCUGGCCGGCGGAAACUAGUCGUGGUCAUCAUGUACGCCGUCAUCGUGUCGCUCCUCGUCACGAUCGGCGUCUUUGCGGUGCCGAGGGUGAUGCACGAAGCCGCUGACAUCAUAAACAGGAUCCAGCAAAACGAAAACCCGUACAAUCUAUUCUCAGACAAAGUGAGCGUCAUAGUUGGGGAGGACGUGGUUGAGCAGGUGGAGCGCUUCCUGCUAAUGGUCUUCAACCCGACGGACGCUCAGCACAAAGUUCUGGACAUCUCUGUUGCCGGCGACCGGGCCGCGCGGUCCAAGGCCCUGGAGCGUGUGGUAAAGGACUACUCGGGUGUGCUGAUCCAGUCCAUCACGGUCGCCCUAACGGCUACCAGCCGCUUCGUGUUGUCGUGCGCUGUGAGCCUGCUCUUCUCCUUCAUGAUCGUCUGGGACCUCCCCACCCUCCAAAGGGGCGCCAAAUCGCUCCGCGAAUCCCGACUCUCCGCCGUGUAUGAGGAGAUCGCACCGGCCGUGGCCACCUUCGGCCGGCUGUUCGGCAAGGCCCUCCAGGCGCAGUCCGCCAUCGCGGUGGUCAAUACGCUACUCACCGGGCUGGGCUGUCUCUUUUUGCGCCUCCCCGGAGUUCUGGGCCUUUCCAUCGUAGUCUUCAUCUGCUCCUUUGUUCCCGUAGCCGGCGUCUUCCUGUCCACCAUUCCCAUCGGCCUCGUCGCACUAGCAGAGUACGGUGCCUUUCAGCUGCUUCUAGUGAUUGCGAUGGUGGUCGUCACGCAUGCCAUAGAAGCGUACGUGUUGAACCCCGUCAUCUAUUCAGCCCACUUGAAGCUGCAUCCACUUCUGGUGCUCGCGGUGCUCGUGUUUGCGGAGCACACGCUCGGGGUCUGGGGCCUGCUCAUUGCCGUCCCGCUUGCUGUUUUCUUUAUUGAGUACGUCGUCAACCGGACGCCGAUGGAGAUUGAGGAGGGGGAGAGUUUGAAAGCGGAGGGGAUGGUGAAGGCAAACGUGGCAAACCGGCCUUGGCCUGCGGCCUAGCCCGUCCAAAGUUACUGGCUAGACUAAUCUGAUGAACAUUCUCCUCGCAUGCGGUAGUGACGAAGCCCAUGAGAUGCAUGCGAGUGUGCGUCUUAUUGAGGCGUGACCAAGCUAGGUAGCAAAAAGGUCCUAGGUAGCAAACUGAUUAUAGUUGAUGCUGCUAUGAUGGGCUUUCUUUUGGAGGUUCGACACAGGUGGACAAGAUGCGGCUUGUGUACAAUCAAGUUAGCCUUAGGCUUUUGAGCUAGGAGCUCGCAAAACCAGGUACUUUUACCUUCCUCCUUGUGUAUUCUUACAGUGGCAGCGGUACACGACGGAUUCUUCUGACAAUGUGUUACAACAGCUCGGCAUGUUGUCAAUCUGUGCGCGUU
Klebsormidium nitens is the source of this 2404-nucleotide messenger RNA. NCBI's taxonomy places the organism in Eukaryota, Viridiplantae, Streptophyta, Klebsormidiophyceae, Klebsormidiales, Klebsormidiaceae. The record is from the annotation of a GenBank genome assembly.